Molecule: messenger RNA, 891 nt
Organism: Hyaloperonospora brassicae
Lineage: Eukaryota; Oomycota; Peronosporomycetes; Peronosporales; Peronosporaceae
Source: the annotation of a GenBank genome assembly
AUGGUGACCAAGUCAAAGAACCCAAUGGUAGCGACGACAGCAGGCGCCAUCGCCGGCGGCAUUGAGACGCUGAGUAUUUGGCCCAUGGAGAUGAUCAAGACCAACUUGCAAUUGGGCACGAUGCGCGCUCAGUACACAGGAAUGGUCAGUGGCUUCCGCUACCACAUUCAGACGGAUGGCGUGGGAUCGCUGUACCGCGGACUGGCGCCUGUGCUCGUAGGGUCGAUACCGAAAGCAGGUAUCCGUUUCGGGGCCUUUGACUACAUGAAGCGAAAGCUCGCGGACGAGAACGGCACAACAUCAGCCACGCGGAAUCUCGCAGCAGGUAUGAUGGCAGGUGCAGUCGAAGCCAUACUCGCCACCACACCAAUUGAGACGGUCAAGACCAAGCUGAUCGGUGCAAACGCCGGUGUGUGGGAAGGAACAAAGCUGAUUGUGGCACAGGAGGGUCUUCGUGGCAUGUAUCAGGGGCUGUGGGCAACGAUUCUGAAACAGUCGACAAACCAAGGCCUGCGCUUCAUGUGGUUCAGCGAGUUCCAGAAGCAUGUUAGCCCGGACUUUCUCGAGCGCCAUGGGGUCAUCCGUGAUGCACAGAAUAUGACUGGUAGUCAGCGCGCGUCGCUGAGUCUCAUCGGUGGCAUGACCGCCGGCAUCUUUAGCGUAUUCGGCAACAACCCAUUUGACGUGGUGAAGACGCGAAUGCAGGGGCUGCAGGCGCAAAACUACAAAAGCACAUUGGAUUGCUUCCACCAAAUGCUUCGGCACGAAGGCGUCGCGUCCUUCUACGCUGGAGUCGUGCCACGUCUCGGCCGCGUGAUUCCCGGCCAAGGCAUUAUCUUCAUGUCGUACGACAGCAUCACACAGACCGUGUCACGCUACUUGGAGGGCUAA